Molecule: messenger RNA, 7979 nt
Organism: Lethenteron reissneri (Far Eastern brook lamprey)
Lineage: Eukaryota; Metazoa; Chordata; Hyperoartia; Petromyzontiformes; Petromyzontidae
Gene: CCDC81
Product: coiled-coil domain containing 81
Cellular component (GO): microtubule organizing center
Source: RefSeq, a predicted model, not a curated record
UCAGAGGCCAGCUGCUCCGUGACACACGCGGGGUCUCUCUCUCCCCUGUCUCUCUCUCUCCUGUCUCUCUCGUGUCUCUCUCUCUCGUGUCUCUCUCUCCUGUCUCUCCCCUGUGUCUCUCUCUCUCGUGUGUCUCUCUCCCCUGUCUCUCUCGUGUCUCUCUCGCCUGUCUCUCCCCUGUGUCUCUCUCUCUCUCGUGUGUCUCUCUCCCCUGUCUCUCUCGUGUCUCUCUCGUGUGUCUCUCUCCGCUGUCUCUCCCUCUCCCCUGUCGAUCUCGUGUCUCUCUCCCCUGUGUCUCUCUCUCCCCUGUGUCUCUCUCGUGUCUCUCUCCCCUGUCUCUCUCGUGUCACUAUCCCCUGUCUCUCUCCCCUGUGUCUCUCUCUCCCCUGUGUCUCUCUCGUGUCUCUCUCCCCUGUGUCUCUCUCUCCCCUGUCUCUCUCUCCCCUGUCUCUCUCGUGUCUCUCUCUCGUGUCUCUCUCUCGUGUCUCUCUCCCCUGUGUCUCUCUCUCCCCUGUCUCUCUCUCGUGUCUCUCUCUCUCUCCUGCGACAUUCUCUCACAAACUAUCUCGUUGUGAACAUCCGCUUCGUUGAAUUUGUUGUAAAUAUACCCACUUUGAGUGUUUGUUGUAUCGAGUCGACCGAUUCCCGACUUCAGCAGCAUCAGCAUCCUCACCCCGAAAACUGCGUGGGUCUUCAUUCAACGAUUUGCACGGUUGAUUACGUACGGUUCACCUUCCACACGUGCCGCCAUCUCUGCUGGGAGGAUGAUGGCGAUGGACACUGUGCACACGCUGGCCUCUGAGGGCGGCAGGAGCAAGUUGAACACCUUGGUGGGGCUGUCUGAUGAAGAUAUAGUCAAAGUGUGGGACGGAGUGUCGACCUUCAUUGAGAGACACAUGGCUCAGCACAAGGGCGUUCACGUCCCCGAGCUGGGCACGUUCACGUUCGCGCUGCACAGGCUGCCGAUGAGCGGCGGGCGGAGCGUGGCGGUGCGCCGCCCGGUCCUGCGCGUCUCGGAGAAGCUCAUUCAGACGCACGGCCUGACGCACUGCAAGCCGCACGUCAGCGGGGAGGUCCCCGUGGUGCAGCUGAACUGGACGGCGCUGGCGCUGGAAUGCGGCGUGUCGCGCGCCCAGGCCGAGGGCGCCGUCCACUGCCUGCUGCGGACGCUGGAGCGGGCGCUGGCGGGCGGGCGCAGCGUGGAGCUGGGCCUGGGCGCCGUGGGGCUCCUCUCCGUCAGGGACUCGCACGUCAAGAUGCGCUUCCACCGACGCUUCGUGCUGCUCGCCACGGCGGCAGCGCCGGGUGGUGGCGGCGGCGCGGGCGAGGACGCGCUGCGCGCGAUGAUCGACCGACCGGGCACCGCCGACUCGGUGCUGCCGGAGGGCCCCUUACACCGGCCGGGCACGAGCAACACCCUGUGUCUGCCACGCGUGGCCGCCCCGGUUCUCGAGGCCAGGUCAGAGCUCCCCCCCAUUGCGGAGGCGGGGGUCAUGGGAGACGGAGACGGAGGAGACGGUCGCGGGGACAACGCGGAGCCGGGAGACGACGGACACGGAGCCUGGAGCGAGGGACACGGAGCUCAGAGCGAAGGGGCAGACGCCGAAGAGAAUGCCAACAAGAGGAUCGUUAUAAGGCAGCCCGCGCCGUUGGCCAGAGCGGGCAACUUCAGCUGGACACCGGAGGCCUGCGGCAGGCCUGCGCUGGCGCUGACGGCCACUCUGGCCUCACCGCCCCGGACCCCGCAGAGGCCGCUCGGUGGCGCGGCAUCGCCGGGCCCGAGAGCCGCGGCGACGCCACCCGGGACGCCACCGGUGGCCCCGGCAGGUCCUCGCCGAGACGCCCGGCCGCUGGCGGCAGAGAUGCCGAGCGAGGUGGCGAUGUCACCGAGAUCGCCGCACCCGCCCUCGCCGCACCGCGUACGCUCGCCGCUACAGGCGCCCGCCGGCAGGCCCGGCUGGCUCGGCCCGCGGACGCGGUCGCUGCGGCUCAGCUCAGCGGCGGCGGAGACGGGCACCCACGGGAGAUGUUCCUGGUGUCCCGGGCCCGCGCCGGCCACACCGCCGGGCUGCACGGCCCACGGGCAUGCCGGGCAGGAGCUGUGCUACCUGUGCAUGCAGCGCUCGCUGCGGAACGUGCCUGUGUAUGUGGCGGAGGAGCGGCGGCUGCAGGAGGAGGCCGAGGAGAGGGCGCUGCUGGAGUACCGGCACGGCCAGGAUCUGCAGGCCUUCACCAAGGAGCAGGAAUUGAUGGAGCUGGCCCGGGAUAACAGCAGGAAGGUGGCAGCCUUCAACCUUGGUGUGUCCGAGGCCGUCAAGGCCUCCAAGCAUGGGGAGAGCAAUGGCUUUCAGUGUUCCUUCAUCCUGGGCGACCGGGCCGCCACGCCGCCGUCAGCCGCUCGCUCGCGGGAGUACGCGCACCACCUGGAGCGGCAGCGGAGCGAGCGGGUGGAGCGCGAGGGCCGGCACAGGGAGCAGCAGCGCAUCCUCGAGCAGCUGCAGAGAGUCCAGCUGGCUCGGGAACUGGCUCUGGAGAGGGAGCAGAUGCUGCAGAGCAAGGCGGAGGAGGCGCAGGCCUACCAGCAGGCCCUGGCGACUCAGGUGCAGUCCAAGGCACUGGCGGCGUCGGCGUCGCAGGAGAGGGGCGCGGCGGAGUCGGCGCCGGUGUUUGGCGGUGACGACUCGACGGCGCGGGCGCUGGAGGAGCGGCGUGAGCGAGCGCGGGAGCUGCGGUGCGAGCUCGCUGGGGAGGCGGCGCGCAAGAGGCGCUCCGCCGUCGUCUCGCAGCUCGCCGAGCAGCGCCGACAGAUGGAGCUCCUGGAGUGCAACCAGCAGGAGCUGGCGCGAGAGCACGUGACGCGGCACGCGCAGACGGUGGGCCGGAGGGUGGCCCUGCAGGAGGCGUGGGCCCUCAGUGCCGAGCUCAAGCGCGGCCGCAACCUCCAGCUGGAGAUGCACCUCAAGGCUGGCGCGGGCCUCGUGCAGGAGCAGUGUGACAAGUACAAGCGCUGCCAGCAGUGCACCCGGCGGCUCUCCAACCGUGGGGAGAGUCACGUGUGGAAGGACUCGCGGUACCUGCCGGGAACUCGCAUGAUCCUCUAGUCCAUGGUCACUCGUCACCUUCUCCUCCUCCUUCCCCUUUCUUCUUCGUCCUUCGUCUUCGUCCUUCUUCCACUUCUUCCUUCUUUCUCUUCUUCCUUCUUUCUUUUCCUUUCCUUCUUUCUCUUCUUCCUUCUUUCUUUUCAUUUCCUUCUUUCUCUUCUUCCUUCUUUCUUUUCCUUUCCUUCUUAUUCUUCCUCCUCCUUCCUAUUGUUCCCUCCUCCUUCGAAGCCGAGAGUCCUAUUGUCACGUGGGGUCGGCUGCUCCACGAGCUUUAUACUCUGGGCGUCUUUGCCAGUCGCAUCCACCGUCCUCCUCUACGUAGAGACCGGAACCAACCUCACUCGAGAUCCAAACACGGUCGCAUCUCCUUCUGGAUUUGACAUUCCUCCUCCUCGAAGACAUCAGUGGUGGAGCCAUCAACCACAUCAGAAGAUCAUCACCAGGCAGAUAAACGCACAUCUCCACAAAUGGGAUACUUAAAGACACAACCCACAGUAUUCUUUGGUUCUUUCGGUAAAGUCACGUAGUUAGAAAAAAAUAAAAAAAAAUUAAGUGCAUACAAAUUAAAAUAAUAAAAUUAAAAUAAUAAAAACAAAAAAAACACUAAUGUAGACUGUAGCCUGGUUCUUAAUCGGAGUGAGUGUACUGGCAGUCUAUAAUGUAGACUGUAGCCUGGUUUUUAACCUCGGUGAGUCUACCAACAGUCUAUAAUGUAGACUGUAGCCUGGUUUUAACCUCGGUGAGUGUACUGGCAGUCUAUAAUGUGGACUGUAGCCUGGUUAUUAAGCUGGUGAGCGUAUUGUCAGUAUGUAAUGUAGACUGAUGACGACCGACCGCUUGUGUUGCGAUAGAAACGUCGUGGCUUUUUAAAUUUAUUUAAAAAAAUAUUACUGAAAGAACCAAUAAUAAGUCUACAUUAUAGACUGCAGUACGCUCACUCAGGUUAAGAACCAGGCUACAAUCUACAUUAUAGACUACAGUACGCUCACUCAGGUUAAGAACCAGGCUACAAUCUACAUUAUAGACUGCAGUACGCUCACUCAGGUUAAGAACCAGGCUACAAUCUACAUUAUAGACUGCAGUACGCUCACUCAGGUUAAGAACCAGGCUACAAUCUACAUUAUAGACUGCAGUACGCUCACUCAGGUUAAGAACCAGGCUACAAUCUACAUUAUAGACUACCAGUACGCUCAUUCAAUUUAAUGACCAUUCGCUUUAUUUUUUAUGAUUAUUUUUCUACCUACGUGACUUUACUGAAAGAACCAAGGAAUAUGAAUUCCUGCAGUCACGAACGUUUCAAGUCAAAAUACAACCCACAGUAGUUACAUAGUGGCCAUGCAACUCAAACUACGGAGCAUAUGGUAAUCCGCUGUAGGCUUGUGACCCUUUAACGGAAGAGUAGCACAACUACACGAACUCUCUCCUGAAGUCGUCUCUCGUCGUGGCCAGCAGACCUCGACAUUGGCAUCUCGCUCAUAAAAAGAAUGUAAUAUGACAUUUAGACUUAUAGACUCGCAUCCAAUUACAUGAAUCGUAAAUCUCAUAAGGGGGUCUAUAGAAUUAGAAAACUAACAACCUACAGACUCGCAUGAUCCACAGACUCACGUAGAGAUAACAGGAGAUCAUAUUCUGUGGUUCUUUCGGGAAAGUCACGUAGAUAGGUUCCAAUAAAAUAACAAAAUAACAAAAAACGACGUUUCGAUCGCAACACAAGCGGUCGUCAUCUUGUGUUGCGAUCGAAACGUAGUUUUUUGUUAUUUUCUUUGAACCUAUCUACGUGACUUUACCGAAAGACCCAAAGGAUAUGAAUUCCUGCAGUCACAAAAGCUUUAAGUCAAGAGAUAACAGGAGACUCGCAUAGACUGCACGAUUCACAGACUGACAUAUAAAUCCAAAGACUGACACAGACUGACAUGAUUCGUAGACUUACGCACACACUCGCAGAUACACAAACCUACAUGAUUCAUAGGACUCGCUAAAUCCCCGUUGUCUACAUCUCUUCUGCGAUAGCAUUGUAUCUAUACUCGUUGGCCUGUCGCCUGCAGCGUGUUUCAUUCUGUGCUUCUAUUGCAUUCAACCACCAGGGAAGUUCAAAAUCUGCAGGCCCUGCCCCUUCCAUGCUAGGCCCCGUCCUUUCCUUGUUAGGCCCCGUCCUUUCCUCUUUAGGCCCCGUCUCUUCCUCUUUAGGCCCCACCCUGUUUGUGUUUAGGCCCCCGCCCCUUCCCCCUGGGUUGGUUUGGGUCGUAUUGGGGUGAGUGUGAGCAGCAGUCAGGAUAGUUGGUGGGCAGGGGUCAGGAUGGGUAGGGGUGGGUGGGGUCAGAAGGGGCGUGGUUAGUAGGGGUGGGUGAGGUCAAGAGGGGUGGGUGAGGUCAAUAGGUGCAGGGAUGGAUGAAGUCAUUAGGGCUAGGAGUGGGUGAGGCCAGUAGGGCUAGGGGUGGGUGGGGUCAGUAGGGGUGGGUGAAGUCAGGAGGGGUGAGGUCAGGAGGGGUGGAUUCAGUAGGGGUAGUGGUGGUUUGGGUCCCAAGGAUUGGUGCAAUUUCACCACCACGAUGACCAUAACCUCUCUGUGUGCAGCAAUAUGAUAAUAGAUGUCUACAAACAUUGCAUCAUCUUUCUGGGAGUUUAUAGAUUAAAAGAUACCCCCCCCCCCCCAAUUAUAAUAUCUGCUUUAGGCUGCUCCAAUGGGCCAGCACUGCGCGAUUCAUGGACCCAGCAACCUGUGUUAAAUUGCUGACCGAGGCUAAAAUCGGUGGCGAUUGAAAUCUGAACCGGUCCUGUUUGGGCGCCAUCUCCUUCACCACCCUGCACUGCCCAACGUGGUGAAGUAUGGUCAAACAACCCCCACGACCGACGUGGCAUGGAAAGGCCUCAUGCCAGCAGUGCAAUUGGCAAGUUGUUUAUGGAUUUAAAAGGCGGCCUGUCGUUGCGAAGCAUCGUUCGUCACAAACGUAACAGAUUUGGGGACGGCCGCCGGGGUGCCUAGAACCAGGACCCUCUGCAAUAAAGCGUAACAACGCACCCCCAAGGGCCUGGUCAGUCUUGAGACUCGGCCAGGGCGGUAGCCCGGAUAACGAUGAUUCGAUUGCGUUGGCUCUCGGCCCGAUGGCAGAAGUUGCGGAUAUAGCCUUCGAGAGCGUGAACAUAUUAUCGUGUUAAAAAAAAACAUUUCUCCUGUGACCUUAAAGACGGGUAAGAUUAUAUAUUUUUUGUGGUUUAUGUAAUAUUUCAAUCAACUGCAUAUUGCACUGCUUAGUCUAUUAAAAUAAAGUUGUAUGAUCCUUAAUACAAUGUGAUCCAUUUACAGACACCCCACUGAUUUCUGAUGACCCUCUUGUCAACACCGAUUGGAUGUUGUGGCUGUAAUGGCUCCGCAUCUCACGGAGGAGAGCAUCGAGGUUGGUUGGGAGACGUGCAGGGGGUUUGAAAGGGGAGUGUUAUUUUAUUUAUGAAAUUUAACUACAGAUAGUCUCCGAGUUACGAUGGUCCGACUUACGAUAUUUCGAUCAUUCGAUGGCGAUAGCGAUACGCCAAAAUAGUAAAAUAUUUUAAAUUUCGCGCAGGAGGCAAACGCAGCAGCGUACGAGGUACGAUACUGUACGUUGGGACGCUGCCGGGAUGUACUGUACGCAUCUCCCGCCUUGCGAGGUGAUGCCUCAAUCUCACCAGCGGUCGACGGAUUUAAAUUGUCUCGGUGUUAGCGCGUGUACUGUACCUUUUUUUGUUACUUUACAUUUUACUGUGCAAUACAGUAUUGUAAUUAAUAAAUACAUACAGUAUAUAGUUUAUACAGUAUGGUACUGUAAAUUGCUCUGUUUUGCUAAAUUAUCACCAUUCUUUAAGACUCCUGGGUAGGCUAGGCCAUCUUCGACUUACGAUAUUAUUGACUUAUGAUGGGGUCGUCGUAACGCAUCUUCAUCGUAAGUAGAGGACUACCUGUACCUGUAUAUUCAACCAUCUGCUGAGCAGAAAGAGGGUAAUUAGUUAUCAGUGGGGUGGAGAUGGUUGGGUGACUCAGAGGUCACGAGGUCAGAGCACUGAGCCGGCAUAACUGAGUUUCUGGGUUCGAAUCCACGCGGCCUUCUCAGAUUAAAUCGGCUCUUCAAGUGUAGAGUUGAGGUCUCAGCCCAACGACUGGCACAAAAACACCCGUCGCAUUAAGUUUGAAUCUGAUACUAAAUUCGCUCUCCGAAAAUGAAGAACAUAGUUUUUUUUACUCUUCACGUGACGGACCUCACCCUCGUAUACGCAGAGCGCAUUGGGAAAGCGAUGCUCUCCGUUGUGUGUGGAUCAGAGAUCGCUUGAGGCGGGCUCUGUGAUGUCCGCUUCCGUGGACCGUUCCCCAACUUUAAAGCGUCGCACCGCUCGGAGAGAGAUCCGAACCGAUUCAGCGUCCGGUGAAGCGCCUCCUGUGGAGUGGCCGGGAUCCAAAAUGUUACAACAACCAAAACAAAUCAAGUGACUCAAUGAGGUGUCGAAUACAUGGAUAUGGCCCUGUAUAGUUAUGUCACGUGCUUGCUGCAGGAUGAAUGGGAAUUUUGGACAGGUCGCCAUUGAAAAAAAGCUUCUGAACCCAAUUGAGCCUUAACCCAAAAUAAACUGAACUGACACGAUUAGGUUAUUUACAAAGAGCACUUAAGUUCUAUUUAGGGACUUUAUACAAGACGGACGGGGGGUGCGGCGGUAAGGACGAAGUUCAGUGCAAUGUUUACGCUUGGAUUCACUCUUGGAUUCACUCUUGGAUUCACUCUUGGAUUCACUCUUGGGUUCACGCUUGGGUGUGCAGUGGAGCGCGGUGCGAGAUGAGCACGAUGUUUGCGUGCCAUCGCGAUGCGCGCACGCAUUUGGCACGGCAGAUAAUAAAUUUGAUUACGCGUGCAU